AUUGCUAAACCCAAGGCUAAUAUCGAGAGCUUGGGAGAUAGCUGGGAUGAGGUAUGAUGACCCCAAGUUGGCAAAGAAAAGUGCAUCUUGCUUGCUCUCCGAUAAUCAUGGAUCGACCUCACUUGAAUUUUGGAAAUGCCGAACAAGUGGAGGGCCACUACUCAUUGCCUGGAUAAAUUCCUUCAAAAAGGCUGUCUUUUGUAGUGUGGAUGGGAAGACAUAUGGAAGAUUCAUUGGUGGAUCUAUCCUGACUGGAAUUUCAAAUUCCUAUCCACUAUAUUUUACGGUUCGAGAGUCCAAUGAAGUGAUGUCAACAGAGCAACCUUGUGAUUUGGCUUAUGAGUUUGGAAAUGGACUCUUCGAUAUACCCGAAUUGCCACAAGGUUUUCCGAAGCCAGCCAGGCAUCCUUGGCCAUUCAAUGAUCAGGUUGUUGUGUAUGUUCGUCACGUGGGCCCGGGAGUAACCGUGGGGCAAGCAUGGAAAGAGGGCGAAGCACUGGAACAAGUGCCUAAGAAGCUAUACGGAGAGAUCUUGAUGGUGAGAGAUUGUUUUCCAGAAGGAACCAAUUCUGUGAUCGCCAUGAGAUGAGCCGGACUAUCUCCCAAGGUUUGUUCAUGUGCCUCCUCACAAAUGGCUGAGGAAGCUCCCUCUUGUAUCACAAUCCUAUACAUAAUUUCAUUCACUACAAAUAUAAACUUUGUGCUGUU
This is a messenger RNA of Cuscuta campestris, 708 nucleotides long. The record is from the annotation of a GenBank genome assembly. Lineage: Eukaryota; Viridiplantae; Streptophyta; Magnoliopsida; Solanales; Convolvulaceae.